AUGGAGCCGGCCCCGCGCCGCCGCCCCGCCGGCCAGCCCGGCUGCCCGCGGCGGUGGCGAGGGCGGCGGUGGGCGCUGGCGGCCGGGGUGCUGGGCGCCGCCGCCGCGCUCGCCCUGUACGCCCGCCUGCCGGAGCCGGGGCCGCGCAGGCGGCGGGGGAGCGCAGGCCGCGGAGAAGUGAAUGUGCUGCUAUGGUGGGAGCCUUCGGCCGCCCCGCGGCGCAUGGCCGACUGCCGCCGGCGGUACAACAUCACCGGCUCGCUCAGCGCCGACCGCAGCAGCUACGGAGAGGCGCAGGCAGUGCUCUUCCAUCACCGCGACCUGGCGCUGCACGGCGCAGAGGGGGCUCCCCGAGGGCCCCCGCCGCGGCCGCCGCAGCAAGCUUGGGUGUGGAUGAACUUCGAGUCGCCUCGGCACUCGCCCGGCCUGCGAGGACUGGCCGGUCUCUUCAACUGGACCAUGUCCUACCGGCGGGACUCGGAUGUAUUCGUGCCCUACGGGUACCUCUACACCCCGCCGGCGCCCCGGCCCUUCGUCUUGCCCCGCAAGACGCGGCUGGUGGCCUGGGUCAUCAGCAACUGGAACGAGGAGCACGCCCGGGUGCGCUACUACCGCCAGCUGAAGGAGUACCUCGCCAUCGAUGUGUAUGGGGCACGGGGGCUGGCGCUGGCCGAGGGCGCGGUGGUGGAGACUGUCUCGGCACUACAAGUCUACCUGGCCUUCGAGAACUCCCAGCACAACCGACUACAAUCACUGAGAAGCUCUGGAGAAAACGCCUUUGCUGCCAGCGCCGUGCCCGUCGUUCUCGGACCCCGCAGGGACUACGAGCGCUUCAUCCCCCGCGACUCCUUCAUUCACGUCGACGACUUCCCCAGCCCCCGGCUGCUGGCCACCUACCUGAAGUUCCUGGAUAAAAACAAACCCAACUACAGGAAGUAUUUUGCCUGGAGGAAGAAGUACGAAGUCCACGUCACGUCCUUCUGGGAUGAGCAUCUCUGCAAGGCUUGCCAGGGCUGGAGGGCAGCUGGGAAUCAAAUCAAGACUGUACGAAACCUGGCCAGCUGGUUUGAAAGCUGAUGUUCCUGGAUGAGGU
Messenger RNA from Melopsittacus undulatus (budgerigar), 1093 nucleotides. It is a transcript of the gene FUT4, whose product is annotated as fucosyltransferase 4. NCBI's taxonomy places the organism in Eukaryota, Metazoa, Chordata, Aves, Psittaciformes, Psittaculidae. Gene Ontology annotation, cellular component: membrane. Gene Ontology annotation, molecular function: alpha-(1->3)-fucosyltransferase activity. The record is from RefSeq and is a predicted model, not a curated record.